Messenger RNA from Neltuma alba, 1800 nucleotides. Its product is annotated as phosphoinositide phosphatase SAC6. Gene Ontology annotation, biological process: phosphatidylinositol dephosphorylation. The record is from RefSeq and is a predicted model, not a curated record. Gene Ontology annotation, molecular function: phosphatidylinositol-4-phosphate phosphatase activity. Bases 1 to 1800 code for a protein of 599 amino acids. Gene Ontology annotation, cellular component: endoplasmic reticulum. Lineage: Eukaryota; Viridiplantae; Streptophyta; Magnoliopsida; Fabales; Fabaceae. The transcript is spliced from 20 exons.
AUGGAGAAGGCAGAUUUUGAGACAGAUUCGAAGCAGAAGUUGUACACGAGUAUGCGCCUUUGGGAAUUUCCGGAUCAGUAUGUCAUUGAGCCCUCGGAUGGCUCUUCAGGCUCUUCAUUGUCUGUCAGUCGAAAGGAUGGCUCGAUGAAGCUUAUUGAUGAGAUUCCACGAUACAACUCCCUUCGAGUUCCUAAGAUUUGGCCAAUUUUUGGCGUCGUUGGGAUGUUGAGGCUUUUGACUGGAUCAUAUUUGAUGGUUAUAAAACAGCGUGAAAAUGCUGGAUCUUACCUGGGGAAUCCAAUUUUCAAAAUUUCAUCCUUGAAGACCUUUCCUUGUAAUCAUUCUCUUGAGAAUACUCCUGCUGAGCAGAAGAAGACAGAGAUUGAGUUCUCUGGGCUGCUAAAUGUUGCAGAGAGGACUUCUGGUCUGUUCUUCUCAUAUACCACCAAUUUAACCCUGAGCGUCCAGCGAUUGCAUGAGCUGGGGGCUCAGUCUAGAUCAGUUCCUCUUUGGAGACAGGCAGAGCCUCGAUUUCUCUGGAACAAUUAUAUGCUGGAAGCUCUCAUAGACAACAAGCUUGACCCAUACAUACUACCUGUUGUCCAAGGAAGCUUUCAUUACUUUCAAUCAGCAAUUGGGAAGGACAUAAUUGACAUCACUUUAAUUGCAAGGAGAUGCUCGAGAAGAAAUGGAACUCGGAUGUGGAGAAGAGGAGCUGACUGUGAUGGUUAUGUUGCUAAUUUUGUGGAAACUGAACAAAUUAUGCAGAUUAAUGGGUAUACAGCUGCUUUUGUUCAGAUUCGUGGUUCAAUCCCAUUGCUUUGGGAGCAAAUAGUUGACCUGACAUAUAAGCCUAAGUAUGAGUUGGUAAAAGUUGAAGAAUCUCCUCGAGUAAUGGAGCGUCAUUUCAUCGAUUUAAGAAAAAAAUAUGGGGCCGUUUUAGCUGUUGAUCUUAUCAACAAGCAUGGAGGAGAAGGGCUGCUGAAUGACAAGUUUGCAAAUACAGUGCAGUCUGUCAUUAGCGAUGAUAUAGGAUACCUGCAUUUUGAUUUUCAUCACGUCUGCGGGCACAUUCAUUUUGACCGCCUUGCUAUCCUGUAUGACCAAAUUUCAGAUUUCCUUGAGAGAAAUGGUUAUCUUCUGUUGAAUGAAAAGGGCGAGAAAAUGAAGGAGCAACUUGGAGUUGUCAGGACCAAUUGCAUCGAUUGUCUAGACCGAACAAAUGUGACUCAGAGCAUGAUUGGCCGAAAUACGUUAGAAAAUCAGCUUAGAAGGCUUGGUGUCUUUGGUCCUGAAGAAACCAUUAGUUCGCAUCCAAAUCUAGAUGAAAGCUAUAAGAUCUUAUGGGCUGACCAUGGCGAUGAUAUAAGUGUUCAAUAUUCAGGCACUCCUGCUCUAAAAGGAGACUUUACCAGAUUUGGGCACCGCACAAUUCAAGGAAUAUUCAAAGAUUUUUGGAAUGCUCUUCUACGCUAUUAUCUAAAUAAUUUUUGUGAUGGAACAAAGCAGGAUGCAAUUGAUCUCGUGCAAGGACAUUACAUAGUUUCAGUCAACCGAGAUAUGGCUCCCUCUUCUCAGAAAGGAGGCCUGGAAACUAUAGCUUCCUUUCCUGGGGCUUUGUCGCUGGUUUUGAUUGGGUUCUUUUUUGCAACAAUGUCUUUGAGGCAAGUUCGGUAUGAUUUUCGGCACUUCUUCUUUUCGCUGAUUUGGGCCAGCAUCAGCGUGGGCAUAGCAGCAUUUGUGAGGGCCAAUGGUCGGCUUUUCUGCAACAGACCUCGCCUGCUCAAGCCCCGGUGCUAG